GCAAUAUCUCGCCUAGCCUAUGUCACUUUAUACUAAUUAUAAUAUGUUCUGUCUAACCAAAUUUGAUAUUUAAUUGCAAAUAUUUAGAGACAUGCUCCAAUCAGACCUAUCCACUUGGAAUGGAAGAUGGAACCAUCCCUGACGAAAAUCUUGAUGCAUCCAACGACGCCCAUGAAACCCGCUAUGCUAGACUCAAUCAAGAAUCACCUAAACGUGGUUGGAAACCAAGAGAUCACCCUGGGGAGUGGAUUGAAGCUGACCUCAGUGUUGUCAAAACGAUAACUGGAGUUACCACCCAAGGUUGCUAUGAUGAAAAUAAAUGGGUAGAAGUGUAUGAAGUUCAGUAUAGUACAGAUGGUCAAGAAUUUGCUAAUGCAGUGGGACCGGAGGGCAAUAUAUUUGUAGGAAAUAUUGAUGCUGAAACCCACGUCAUUAAUCUUUUUACGAAUCCUGUUCUUGCUCAAUUCAUCCGCAUUGUUGUAGUCGAAUGGAAUAAUGAUAUCUGUCUACGAUUUGAAGUUCUUGGGUGUACAGUACCAACCACUGCAGCACAUACUACUCUAGCACCAACCACUGAAGCACCGACCACUGAAGCACCGACCACUGAAGCACCAACCACUGAAGCACUUACCACUGAAACAUUGACCACUGUACCAUUAGCAAUUGAACAACUAACUCCAGAACCAGCCGGUG
Messenger RNA from Anneissia japonica, 693 nucleotides. RefSeq names its product lactadherin-like. The transcript is spliced from 3 exons. The record is from RefSeq and is a predicted model, not a curated record. The annotation marks the transcript as partial. NCBI's taxonomy places the organism in Eukaryota, Metazoa, Echinodermata, Crinoidea, Comatulida, Comatulidae.